Molecule: messenger RNA, 3690 nt
Organism: Perca flavescens (yellow perch)
Lineage: Eukaryota; Metazoa; Chordata; Actinopteri; Perciformes; Percidae
Gene: cmtr2
Product: cap methyltransferase 2
Exons: 3
Coding region: 26-2386 (786 amino acids)
Biological process (GO): methylation; 7-methylguanosine mRNA capping
Cellular component (GO): cytoplasm; nucleus
Molecular function (GO): methyltransferase cap1 activity
Source: RefSeq, a predicted model, not a curated record
CCAUGCGCAGUGUUGUCUGAAUCAUAUGAAAGCGUGGUUCCGUUUCCUUACAGCAGCUAACAGUCCGGUGUGGAGGAUGAGCUCAGGCAAUGGGACCAAGAGGAAAGUUGGAAAGCUGCCGCAUUUCAACAACACGUUUGACACCGAAACACUGACUGAGAUUCAGGGUCUUUUUAGUAAAGUUAGAACCUAUGUGAAACCUUCCAAUGGGGAGUGGUGCAUCCCCGACCCAAACGUCGCUCUCAGACACUCUGCGGAGGAGCACUGCCGGCUGCAGGCCCUGAAGGCGUCGCUUAAUGAUGUUAAGAACCAGCUCAGUGACAAGAACGUCGAGGUCUGGCAUCAGCACACCAACUCCACCAAUCGAGCCGGGAAGGUGAUUGCCGCCGUGCGUUCUUCUGCCAACGCAGAGAUCUGCACUCAGGCCUGGUGCAAGUUCUCUGAGAUCCUGGGAACAUUCAAUCUUCUUCCAGAGGAGGCUCUUCGAAAUGGAGAGCUGAACACAGUCCACCUGUGUGAAGCUCCAGGGGCCUUCAUAACCGCUCUGAACCACUACAUCAAAACCAGCGAGUCCACACGUUACUGUGACUGGAGCUGGGCCGCCAACACUCUAAACCCGUACCACGAGGCUAACGGUGGCAGCACGACGAUCGCAGAUGAUCGGUUAAUCGCUAACACACUGCCCUGGUGGUUCUUCGGCUCAGAUAACACCGGCAACAUCAUGAUCCAAAAACAUUUGCUGGAGCUGCAGGCAUUUGUGGCUAACAUGCGUAGAGUUGAUGUGGUGACGGCAGAUGGUAGUUUCGACUGUCAGGAGAAGCCCGACGAGCAGGAGGCGCUGGUGGCGUCACUGCAUUACUGUGAGGUCACAGCUGCCCUGCUGCUCCUGAGCCCCGGUGGCUCUUUUGUGCUGAAGAUGUUCACCCUGUAUGAGCACUCCUCCGUCAGCCUUCUCUACCUGCUGAACUGCUGUUUCCGCUCUGUCGACGUCUUCAAACCUGCCACCAGCAAGUCGGGCAACUCUGAGGUUUAUGUUGUGUGUCUGAACUAUGACGGCAAGGAGGCUGUGAGGCCUUUGCUCUCCAAACUGAUUCGUAACUACGGACCCCAUCUGGCCGACCAAGAGGCACUAUUCCCCAAAUCGCUUGUCCCAGUGUCGUUUCUGAAACAGCAUGAAGAAGUGUGCUCGUACUUCCACACGCUGCAGGUGGAGACGAUCACAGAAAACCUGCGACUGUUUAAAGGAAUGAGCACCGAGCAGAGGCAGCGGCUCGACUACAUCAGGGACUGUACGGCUCAAGAAUACCUGCAGCGCUUCCAGGUGAGCUUCCUUCCACGGAGUCGAUGGAUUUCCCGUAACACGGUGAGUCCCGCCUGCUGCAGGGUCUCAGCGGGCCGACCUCUGGGACAGAAGAAGCAAACGGGCUCCUUCAAUGAGCGGAGGGAAUUGCAGACCCUGAGCUGGAGGGAGCGCAUCGAGAGGGGUGGCCAUGCUACCUGGAUACAGAGACACUGCACGGAGGCCGCUGGAACUAGCUGCGUGCUGGAAGGACCCCUGUCACAGUGUCACAUGGAUUCAUGGUACGUUAUCGUCGGGGCUGCACUGCCUGCAGUCAGAAACUCUCCGUUCUGUGAAGGAGGUUUGUUAAACCACUUAAAUGAAGCCCUGAUGGACCCAGCAGUAGACUGGACUCGCGCACCUCGCGUACCCCCCUGUGACUCUUGCCACGUGACUUGCACGGCCUCCAUCUUGUCCGAUGUUGCAGCUCUUUGCAUCUUCACAGCCGACAGUGAUCGCAUCAAAAAGAAGAAACGGUGUCUGGUGUUUGGCAGCUGCUCAGUGUGGGGUGCCUGUGAAAGCCAAUUGGGGGAUUUAGUCUUAACAUUUUCUGCAGAGCCUUCAGUUCCUCCAAGAGGCUGCAUCACGCUGCACGAUGGGGAGCCGCGGUACCAGCAGCAACUCUUAGGUUGUGUUGUGUUUUCCCUGCAGAACCUGAACUCUGGGGAUGCCCUGCUGCUGCCUGUGCUUUCUGCCUUCACUCGUGUCACCGCAGCUGUUGUGCUCUGCCUGCAUGUGUGUUUUCGCUCAGUCACGUUCAGGUGUCCGGCCCCUUCAGGCGUAGUUGGGACAAUGCUUGUGUGCGUUGGCUUCUGCCCUAAAGCUGCUGCACGAAUACUCCCUGUUCUCACUGACGUCCAUAACUGUGUGGGUCAGUUGUUAGGAGAGGAGGAGGACUCAGGUAAAAAUCUGCCGUCUGGGUGUGACAGUCAGGUGCUGCAGUUUGUUCCCAUGGAGGAACUGCUCACAGGAGGACUGACUGAGUUCCUGCGGACCAUGAACUCUGAAAUCAUCCAACAGAAGCUGCAUUUGCUCAUGCAAUCAUAGUGCAGUUUAGUGAGCUUGGACUCUGGGGUACAUGCUAUUGGUUCAGAAGUUGUGUCAUUAGGUCACAGUCGGUUUUAUUCUUGUCUAGUCAGCAGACUGUUUAACGACGCUAAAUCAUUUUUGUGUGCUAAUAUUAAAAAAAGUACUCCACUCAUUCAGCAUUGCACUGCUAUAAACAUUUUCACACUCACAAUGGACAGUUUUAAAGAGGCUCAAAAUUGAUGCAGCAGAAUCCGAUAUAUAUUUAUAAAUAUUUUUUACUCCGUGCAUUCUUCUUGCUAGCAUUACCUACAUUGUAACUCAACGUUUUUUUAUUAUUUAAACUUGUAGUCUUCAGCCCCAACUGAGCAAAUCAAGUGACUUUACAUAUACACAUAUCUCUGAUUAGAUAAAAUCCCCAAAAUAGUCAGGCUUUAAUGCAGAAGUCCAACCUGUGCUCUUAAAUAAGGUAAACCUUCACCAGUAAAGUCUCAAAAACAUCUUUCCGACUAAAUGCAAUUGUGCUACAUGCAAAGCUUUUGACAACAUGCAGGCGGGAACAACGUUGUCUGAUGAUACAAACUUGCAGUGCAUGAAAAUGCAAAUUACUUUCAGCAUUUGGAUCAACAGAACUCAUCCGUGACUGAAUUCACUGAGGAUUUUAGGGAGGUUGAAUAAACAAUAGUCCAACCCUCAGCACCAGACCUCCUGUCAGUCACAGAUGUUUUUUGUUGAAAUCCACAUCACAAAGACCCGGGAGUUUUACCCUGAAGUGCCUGUUGUGUGGAUUAUUAUGGAUCUUUUAGUCUUUUUGCCAUCAUGCAGUUUACAGGCGACUUAUGGUAUAACAGUUAAUUUCUCUUUUGUGUCCUGUGGAAAAAAAACUUUCUAUCCACAUAUAAAAGGACAGACUGCCUCACUAAAAUGUUUUAUACUGCAUGAGCUGCUAACUAAGGAGCUGUUGAGAAAAGAACUGUAUAUUAGCUUCAAUAAAAAUAUGCAGUUUUUGCUUAUUGGUAUAGCUUUAUACUUUUUUUUUAUUUUAAGUUUGUUGUUCAUAAUAUUAGUACAAUGUAUAUCAGCACAGUGUAACUGAGGAGCUUAUUUUCUAAAAAAAACAAAAUGUGCACUGACAAAUUACAUUAAGUCUAAUGUACUGGAGUCAAAUUUAGGACUGUUAUGAUGCAGUUUUUGCUUAUUUGUAUAGCUUUAUAGUUUUCUUUUAUUUUAAGUUUGUGGUUCAUAAUAUCAGUACAAUGUAUAUCAGCACAGUGUAACUGAGGAGUUUAUUUUCUAAAAAAAUAAAAAUGUGCACUGACAAAUUA